CUUCACAGUAGACUACCCUGGCAAAUCAUUCGUGAUGAACGGCCAGCGUGUCCAGAUUAUGUCGGGCGCCAUCCACUACUUCAGGGUUCUGCCUGACCUCUGGGAGGACCGCCUCAAGACAAUGCAGGCGUCCGGCUUGAACACAAUAGAAACCUACGUCGAGUGGAGUAGCCACGAGCCCGAAGCUGGCCAGUUCAAUUUCGAAGGGCAGCAGGAUCUUGUGCGCUUCCUCAAGAUCGCCCACAGACUCGGCUUCAUGGUCAUCCUCCGGCCGGGCCCCUACAUCUGCGCCGAACGCGACUUCGGAGGCCUUCCGUACUGGCUCUUACAAAAUGGCUCAUCGAUACGGGUUCGGACCAUGGACGAAAAUUACAUCUACUAUGCUGAUCGAUAUCUCAUUAAAGUCUUUGAGAAGGUGCGCCCACUCCUCUUCAAAAACCACGGACCAAUCAUAAUGGUACAGCUGGAAAACGAGUACGGCACCUACGAGGCUUGCGAUUUCAACUACACGCAGCACCUGAAAAACCUGACGACGACACACCUCGGACUGGACGUGGUUCUGUUUACCACGGACGGCGCUUUCGACGAUAGAAUGAUUCAAUGCGGUCGCGUCAAAGGAACGCUCACUACCGUCGACUUCGGCGCUGGUUCCGAUGUGCCAAACGCGACCGUGUUACGGCAGAGUUACCAACCAUCGGGCCCUUUCAUGAACUCGGAGAUGUACACCGGAUGGUUGGACAAUUGGGGCCUACCCAAGAGCCGCGUGGAGACGCCUGUUCUGAUCGACACUCUCCGCCAGCUGCUAGACAUGGGGGCAUCUUUCAACCUGUAUAUGUUUCAUGGUGGAACUAACUUCGGUUUUAGAUCUGGUGCCAAUGACAAUGGUGGGUUCCAGCCACAGAUUACCAGCUACGACUAUGACGCCCCCCUCACCGAGGCUGGCGACACGACCGAGAAGUUCAAGGCCAUACGCGAACUUAUCGAUAAGCUUUAUCCGGGCCGAGUGACAGCACCCGUACCACCUCCGAAGACAAAGAUGGCUCUUCGGGGCAUCACAAUGAAAAGAAUGUUUGGCCUGAAGACGCUGCGGCAGCUGAUGAACCGAACUGUGAAAUCGACCUACCCGCUUACGUUCGAGCAAGUCGGCCACGCCUACGGCUUGAUGCUCUACGAGACCACUGCCCCUUCCAAACUGAGGGCAUCCUCGCUUCUGAAGGUGCACGGCAUACGGGAUCGAGGCUAUGUCUACGUCGAUGACGUAUUCAAGGCCAUCGUUUCCCGUAGUGACCAAUUGUUCGAAGCCAUCAUCGAGAUAAAGUCCGGGCAGACCCUGUCAAUCCUCGUGGAGAACCAGGGACGCAUAAACAUGGGAGCUAUCGUUGACCCCAAGGGCAUUGUACAAAAUGUAACUCUCGAAUACACUCUCCUGAGCAAUUGGACAAUGCGGCCCAUCAACCUCACCCAAGGCGCCUGGCUUCGGGACUACAAGGCGCUCGAGCAGCUCGCAGACCCACGGGAGCCAUUCACGAACAAAGGAUUGGUGGUGUACGCGGCCAAUGUCACGCUGCCGCAAGGGAAGGGCGUCAGCGACACCUUCCUGCUCAUCGAAAUGUUUAAAAAGGGUACUGCCUUCCUGAACGGGUUUAAUCUGGGCCGCUACUGGACAUCGGCGGGCCCGCAGAAAGCUCUGUACGUGCCGUCGGUGCUAUUCAGGGAGGGCGGCAACCUACUCCUGCUGCUGGAACAGGAAGCUGUCCUGUGCAAUUCCGACAAACCCAAGCCGUGCAAUGUGCACUUUGUGCCCGAGCCACACUUCGAUGGGCCAUUGCACUGGUCUGUCUAAUAAAGGG
This is a messenger RNA of Rhipicephalus sanguineus (brown dog tick), 1850 nucleotides long. RefSeq names its product beta-galactosidase-like. Gene Ontology annotation, cellular component: vacuole. The transcript has 14 exons. The record is from RefSeq and is a predicted model, not a curated record. Gene Ontology annotation, biological process: carbohydrate metabolic process. The coding region runs from base 35 to 1843 and encodes 602 amino acids. Gene Ontology annotation, molecular function: beta-galactosidase activity. Lineage: Eukaryota; Metazoa; Arthropoda; Arachnida; Ixodida; Ixodidae.